Peronospora farinosa is the source of this 1938-nucleotide messenger RNA. The record is from the annotation of a GenBank genome assembly. NCBI's taxonomy places the organism in Eukaryota, Oomycota, Peronosporomycetes, Peronosporales, Peronosporaceae.
AUGAAGGUUUUUGCUGCAAUGACAGCGACAAUGACCGCGCUCUUUGGAGCGACGCUGGCCGCGAACAUUGACAAUGGGUUCACACAAGACGGAGCCACUACUUACUGCAUGGCCGAGAAAGGUUCGGUGGGUGCGUUCAUCUUUGACUCGUUAGAGGUCAGCAGUGUUGGCCGCUGCCCCGUGAGUGUCACGCUUACGCUCACGGACUCAAAGUUUCAGGUGAACGACCCUAUUACAGUCAAGUGGACGGCCACAACGAACCAGGGCCUGGCCGACUCCAUCUUUCCUGACGCUAUUGAUCCGGGCACGCAACUGCCACGUCCUGUGACAAUCUCUAAGUUGUCCGUCUGCACGGCUGGAACAAAUUGCGCCACAAACGUUGCCGGAACGCCUACGGGAGCUGACGGAACGAGCACUGGAGACUUUGUUCCAGGCGGUACGAAGGCACUGGAGACUAACACGUUUAGCCUGGCCACAGCUGGUGACUACAUUAUUGUGGGCCUCGUGGCGUUGCCUGGCAACGGCAGUCUCGGUGUUGCAGCGCACGAGUACAUUGUUUUCAAAAAGAUUAGUGUCGUGUCAGCGGACACUACCACUACGACGCCCACAUCAGCUCGGCCUGCAACAUCUGAAACGCCGCUAACACUGGCGCCCUUGUCUUCCAUAGGUUCUUUGAGCGCAGCCUCAUCGCCCAGCAGCUCCAAGGAAGCGACGACGACCAAGUCCGGUUCUGAAUACAUCCCUGACAGUGCUGCGGAGCAGCGAGUAAAGCCAAACGUGGUGUCUGAUUCCUCGACGAAGAAGACGACCACUCCUGAUGAUAAGCCCAAGCAGACAGAGGAAGACAUGUUGGACUCGAUUAAGCCAGCCUCAACCUCUACGGGCAGCGACGGCAUCGGUGGAAAAGGCGUCGCUAUCAUCGCUGCAGUGGUGGGUUGCUGUAUCGUGGGUAUUGUCGGCUUCAUCUUCGUGAUGCGUCGUCGUAAGCAAGAGAGUACGGACGCUAACAAGGCUCUGGGCACGAACUCUUCAUCCCUGGCUAGCGAUAUGGACGAUAGCAUCCCGAGCAGCAACAACGGCGGCAAGAUUGAUUUCACGUACAUUGCCAACAUUACGGCUCGAAAUAACGAUAUGAAUAGAGCGGAUGACAUGAUGAGCGAGGAAUCAUCAACGGCCAUCAUGUCCUCAGCCGCGCGUGGGUCGGAGUUUAUCUCAAGCAAUGGUAGCUCCUUGCAUUCCCUCCCCAAGAGCAGCCUGGAUACCGAUGAGUACCCCGACAAUGCUAGCUACGGUGUCGCAGGUUCCGCAGGACAGCCAAACAAAGCUAAAACGGAUGCCUACCGCACGGGCAACAUCUCCGUGCUUUUACCGUCUGCCAGCGACACUCAGACGUCCAUGUCCAAUUUUGGUGACUCGAUCGUGUCGGAAAGACAGAAACAGUACCUGAAGUCUGGCGACUUAAACAACUCGGUGUCAUCUCUCAUGGAUUCUCGUCUAGACUCGGUGGAGCAGGCUGAGUUGAAGACCCUCGGAUUUGGCGGCAUUGCUGGACUCAGCGCGGUGAGCGGGUUAUCGGAAGAUGACACGUCCCACUUCGAGGGUAUGAGUGAGCACCACUCGGAUCACGAUUUCUCAAUGUCGUCCCGCCCUUCGGAAGACUCUCGUGCUACGGUAGAAUCGCGAUUUACUGCUGGUUACCGUGCAACGGAAGACUCGCGUGUUAGCGAGGAUUUUCAAGCUGUGGACUUCUCGGAAGCGAUGCACGAAUCGCGACUACAGAGUGGGUUGUCGAAUGCGGAUUCGUAUGGUUUCCGAGAAUCGCGUUCAAGUGUCGACUCGUACACCUCUGGCUUGUCUUCUUACAGCCGUGAAGGCUCACGUAUUAGCGGUUUCAGCGUUGAUUCGAGCUUGGACAGCCCAAUCGGCUCUAGCAAGUAA